This is a messenger RNA of Vitis vinifera (wine grape), 591 nucleotides long. RefSeq lists its product as uncharacterized. NCBI's taxonomy places the organism in Eukaryota, Viridiplantae, Streptophyta, Magnoliopsida, Vitales, Vitaceae. The record is from RefSeq and is a predicted model, not a curated record. Bases 1 to 591 code for a protein of 196 amino acids. The transcript has a single exon.
AUGGGAAACUAUGUCUCUUUCCGGUCAUGCAGCGCCGCCGGGAAGAUUGUUCUGUCUGACGGUUCGGUUCAUGAGUUUAUCAAGCCGGUAACUGUUGCUGAGCUGAUGUUGGAGCACCCCCAGCAGGUUGUUGUUGAGUUGAAUUCAGGGAAGGGGAGUGGUGGGAAAAGGCCAUCUCCAUUGCCUGCUGACAUGAAACUAGAGAUGGGGAAGGUGUAUCUGAUGCUUCCAAUGAAGAGAGGAAGGGCAGUGACACUGUCUUCUGAGGAAGCUCGCCGUGUUCUUUUGAGGGCUAGUUCAGUUCUGCAGUCCCAGUCCUUUCUAUCGUCCUCGAGGCUUUUGCCUUUUUUCGCUAAGAUAUGCCCUGCCGGCACCGGAGAUGGACCCGGGUAUGUGUUGAAUAGGAAGGAAAAAAGCUUGGUGAUGGAGAGUCCAGAGGAGAGGUGCAAGCCGGAGUUUGAUCUGCCGGAAGCUUUGGAGGGACGGCCUGAGUACUUGAGCAGGCAGUUUUCAGGCAAAGGGUGGAAGCCUAGUUUGGAUACCAUCGAGGAGAAGAAGAUUGAGAAGAAAGUACCUCACUGGUUAUUUUAA